This is a messenger RNA of Onychostoma macrolepis, 1880 nucleotides long. It is a transcript of the gene mbd3b, whose product is annotated as methyl-CpG binding domain protein 3b. The coding region runs from base 149 to 946 and encodes 265 amino acids. The record is from RefSeq and is a predicted model, not a curated record. The transcript is spliced from 8 exons. Gene Ontology annotation, molecular function: DNA binding. Lineage: Eukaryota; Metazoa; Chordata; Actinopteri; Cypriniformes; Cyprinidae.
UACCGCGGGGCUUUGUCUCGUUAAAUCAACCCUAAUCGGGCAUAAUGUCUUUCAUUUGUCUCAUUGAAGGGGGAGGGGAGUGAAAGUAUAGAGGAAGAGAGGGGGAUUUAACAUUCACAAAAAAGGCGACACCAACAGAGAAUGCGCGAUGGAGAAAAACGACAGAGGUGAGGAAGAAGAGGAAGAACAGAGGCGAGAGAGGGGGGAGGCAGGUCGUUUGUAUAGUUUGUGCCCCACUGGGAAGAAGUUCCGGAGCAAGCCUCAAUUGGCCCGUUACCUUGGCAACUCCAUGGAUCUCAGCUCCUUUGAUUUCCGCACAGGCAAGAUGCUCAUGAGCAAACUGAACAAGAACAGACAGAGACCCCGAUAUGACAACAAUAGCCAGACUAAGGGCAAACCCGACCUGAAUACAUCCCUCCCGGUACGACAGACGGCCUCCAUCUUCAAACAACCUGUCACAAAAGUCACCAACCACCCCAGCAAUAAGGUUAAAACAGACCCACAGAAGGCCAUUGACCAGCCCAGACAGCUUUUUUGGGAGAAGAAGUUGAGUGGCCUCAAUGCCUUUGACAUAGCAGAGGAGUUGGUGAAAACAAUGGACCUCCCCAAAGGCUUACAAGGAGUGGGCCCUGGCUGCACAGAUAAGACCCUGUUGUCAGCUAUUGCCAGUGCUCUUCACACCAGUGGGGCUCCCAUCACGGGCCAGCUGUCCGCCGCUGUGGAGAAGAACCCCGGCGUGUGGCUCAACACGGCUCAGCCUCUCUGCAAGGCCUUCAUCGUCACAGACGAGGAUAUCAGGAAGCAAGAGGAGCUGGUGUACAGCGUGCGAAAGCGACUGGAGGAGGCUUUGAUGGCCGACAUGUUGGCUCACGUGGAGGAGACGACUAGUGAGGGCGACGCACUCAAACAGGAGGGGAAUUGCAAUGAUGAUAAACAGGAAGUAUAGCAAAGGGCAUUCAAAUGUGUCUGAAUUCCCAACCCAACCAGACUCUUGUUGAUCAACACACCACGUUACCGUGAUCUCCCAGCUUCGCUGAAUAUCCAUCCAUGUACGCCCCUCAGUUGGGAUCUCUCUGAGACUGUUGGCUCGAUUUUCAGGCAUUUUUCUGUUUUAUUAUCAUGUUUUUUUUUUUAUUUUUCAAACAUUUUUCUAAAAGAACAAAAUGUUAGAAAAGUUCAGCAGUUGAACUGCCUUUCUGCAUUAAAUGUUUUUUGGGAGGAGGUAUUUGGAUUUGAUAUGGAGAUGACAAUCAAGUCAAAAAUACAGUCCUCUAGUUCUAGUGGGUGCUAUACUUUGUCACAGCUGACCUAAACUGAUAAGUUGAUUAUUCUCUGUGACUAAAAAUGUUUAAAGCUCUGUCAAAAAGAGAAAGGUACAUGUUGGUGCAAAAAAAUGGACCUUCUCUCUUAUUUUCACAUUAUUUUACCCUCUUUGUUAAUCAAACUAAGGUGCAAAUCAGUGUUAUGCUGUCUAAAUUCAGUUUCAAUGUGUUAUUCUCAAUGCCAAAUGUUUUACUGGGGAGGCAUUGAUAAACAUAUUAACAGUUAAAAGCCAUAGUGUGCAGGUAUGGCUUUGGUUUACUUCAAAUGUUACGUUUUCAACUCAUCUGGUGCUUGUUAUAACUGCCUGUUUUUUUUCUUUAUAAGCUAUUCAUACUUGACACUGAAUAACAUUUCCACAGUCUGAACCUGAAAUUCAAAUGUGAAUGGUGAUUCAUAAAAUGUGACGCGUGAUUCAUAUAAAGUGAUGUGUAAACAUCCUCCUGUGAUAAGCAACUUAAUUAAACGUGUUACGGGGCGAAAACUAUGUUUUUUAAAAAUGUUUUGUUCAUAGCCCACAGCAGCACACAUUUCUCAAAAUAAAAUGUUCUUGUGUUGAA